This is a messenger RNA of Oryzias latipes (Japanese medaka), 2373 nucleotides long. It is a transcript of the gene dcn, whose product is annotated as decorin. Gene Ontology annotation, molecular function: protein binding. NCBI's taxonomy places the organism in Eukaryota, Metazoa, Chordata, Actinopteri, Beloniformes, Adrianichthyidae. The record is from RefSeq and is a predicted model, not a curated record.
CUCCACCAAUUGUCUGGGUGCUGAGAGGUUGCUCGGCGGUUGGACCCCACCUUCCUUCGGUCUUUCUCUCUGCUGUGUCCCGUCUCUCCCUUCCUCUUGUGUGCAGCAGUUUCUCCUCCCCUUGCUGUGAGAGAACACACCUGCUCGAUUUUGGCAGAGUCCAAUUACCUCGUGGGCCUUCUCAGUCUCAUCCUCACAGCUCCAGUGGAUUUCGGGAGUCAAAGCUCAUUUCAACAGCUUCAACUCUCUUCGUCCAUCCUCUGAGAACAGGCUCCCUUUCAGCAGCACCAUGAGGUCAGCCUGUCUCUUCCUGCUUCUGGUCACCGCCUGCUGGGCUCUGCCCUUCCGCCAGUCAGGAUUCCUAGACUUCAUGAUGGAGGAUGACCCCGGAUCGGGGGUGACAGAGGUACCAGAAGGACGUGGACUCCCUGACGUAGAUUUAGGACCGGAUUGCCCCUUUAUGUGUCAGUGCCAUCUCCGUGUGAUCCAGUGCUCUGACCUCGGGUUGAAGAAAGUUCCUGAGAAAAUCCCAAAGGAUACAAGCCUGCUGGACCUGCAGAACAACAAGAUCACUGAAAUCAAGGAGAAUGAUUUUAAGGACCUACAGGGACUACAAACUCUGAUUCUGGUGAACAACAAAAUCACCACUAUCCAUCCGAAAGCUUUCAGCUCUCUGGGCAAGCUCCAGCGCCUCUACCUGUCAAAAAAUCUCCUGAAGGACGUGCCCGUCAACAUGCCCAAGAGCCUGCAGGAGCUCCGCAUCCACGAGAAUGAGAUUGUAAAGAUCAAAAAGGCCUCCUUCCAGGGCAUGUCUAACGUCAUAGUCAUGGAGCUUGGGUCCAACCCCCUGAAGAGCGCAGGAGUUGAAGCUGCAGCUUUUGCUGACCUGAAAAAGGUCUCCUACAUCAGAAUUGCUGACACCAACAUCACUGAGAUCCCCAAAGGUCUUCCCAGCUCCCUCUCUGAGCUUCACUUGGAUGGAAACAAAAUUACCAAAGUGACAUCAGACAGGCUAAAAGGCCUGAAGAACCUGGCCAAGCUUGGUUUAAGCUAUAAUGAAAUCAGCUCUGUAGAAAAUGGCUCACUGGCCAACGUCCCCCACUUGCGAGAACUUCACCUGGACAACAACGCCCUGACCAGCGUUCCCCCUGGUUUACCCGACCAUAAAUACAUCCAGGUGGUCUAUCUCCACUCCAACAAGAUUGCUGCUGUGGGAACAGAGGACUUCUGUCCUCCUAACUUCAACACCAAAAAGGCCAUGUACUCCGGCAUUAGCCUGUUCAGCAAUCCUGUGCCUUACUGGGAAGUUCAGCCCAUCACCUUCCGCUGCGUCUUCGACCGCACCGCCAUUCAACUCGGAAACUACAGGAAGAAGUAGAGCGUCCAGACAGCCCGCUUUGAGGAAGCGCGUGUUUGUAAAUGAGUGUACGAACGUUUUGAGCGUGUGCAUGUUUGACUAUAGCCGGACGACACUGACCAUCCACCCUUUCUACAACUGCCACCCCAAACAGUAAUGACAUUACUAACACCAUGCUGUCAGAACAUCACUUCCUGUUAUCUGAAAAUAUUAAACACAUAUCCCGGAGAACAUUAAUAGAUAAAAACUGCAUUUGUGAAACUAAAGAAAAGGCAUUCCAGUUAUGUUUUUCCAAGCACUCACUAGAUUGGAAAAAGUCAAAAUAUAUUUAAAGAAAAACCUAAAUGAUAAAUGAAGUUUCUCUCUGGAAAAAAGUAAUGAACUUCAGUUUGGUAAGGGUUUUUUUGGACUUUUAUCUCUUUUAAAUUACACUUGCCUGUGGAGCAGGCCCCUUUCACAACCUUUCUGCUAGAUGUGUGUAGCACAAAAAUUUGUUUUCCAUGUAUUAUUAUCCAAAUGAACUCCGCAAAAAGACCUGAACUCUUUAUUGUAUCCACUUCUGCCAUUGCCUGUGUUUUCUUCUGUAGUGUUCUACUUCACCUUUUCUUCAUGUCAUCCCCUUUAUUAAGUGUGUAAUUUUCCUAAAGCAAGGUGAAAGCAGCAACUAAAAAUGCAGAAUAAACCAUAUACAUUUUAAACAGAAGUAAUUUCCAAAGAAUGUGCAUCUUCUUGACUCUUAACAAGAGCUUUAUGAACUAUUCUGUUUGUUUUCCUCAUUGCUUUUGUGACCUUUAUUACUUUAGCAGUAAUUCAAGGGCGUUUCCAUGACACCCUUGUUUUUGUGGAUGUUGUAUGUAAAGAUGCUGUAUAUAAAUGCUGUGUAAAAACAACAAUACUUCUCAUUGCUUAAAAAGGCACAAGAUUUCUUGUCACCAACAAAAGGUCUUCCUCUCGUCUUCCAGGAGCAGGCGCUCCAGCUAAGGCGUCCAGGAAAAAAUAAACUCCAGAUGGAAAAA